AUGAUAGAAGAGCCAGCCCAAAUAAACUCAUCUAAUCUCAAAAAGAUUGAUUCAUUGCAGAAGAUUCCAGGUUGGAUUAGUGAUAAUCUAAGACCCCUUAUCCACGAGCUUGGUCUCAAAGAUAAAGUUAUGGAAUUCAAUAAAAGUUUUGCCAGAGAACAUAUAUUAGAGACUUUGCAAGAGCUAUUACUCUGGGAUGAGAUAGUUUCGAAAAACCAGGAAGUUAUUCUACCUAAUCAAUCUGUUUAUAGUCUAUCAGCAAAUUUCGAAAACUUUAUUUCGAGAGAAAGGGUUGUGAAGCAAUUGGAUAGUGAAGAAGUGAUGUCAUCACCUCAAGUAAUACCUCUAGCAUCAGUAACUGUUCCU
Messenger RNA from Dentiscutata heterogama, 366 nucleotides. NCBI's taxonomy places the organism in Eukaryota, Fungi, Glomeromycota, Glomeromycetes, Diversisporales, Gigasporaceae. The record is from the annotation of a GenBank genome assembly.